AGGGAGGGUUGCAGCCUAUGUUGAGAAUUGGGGGCUAAUCAGAAGAUUCUGGGGCCUUUGAAGAUGGGCAGGCAGGUCUAUCGUUCCGUUUUUCUAGGCAUGUGACAUGCUGUGAGGCUGAGACAGGGUGAGAUGCACAUGAGCCUGUCUGCCUGUGCGGGUGCAGAGUCCUGUGGGAGAGGUACAGGCAGAUAUGGAGACAUAGAGGAAAUGCUGCAGGACAAGGGCCUGUCGGAGAGUGAGGAGGCCUUCCGGGCUCCGGGCCCAGCGCUCGGCGAGGCCAGCGCCACCCCUGCCGCCAACGUCCCGGAGCCCACGCUGGCUGCGCCUGGCCUCAGCGGAGUGGCGCUCGGCAGCCCCCGGGGCCCCGGCACCGACGUCCCCGCUGCCGCCGCCGCCGAACAGACCAUCGAGAACAUCAAGGUGGGUCUGCAUGAGAAGGAGCUCUGGAAGAAGUUCCACGAGGCGGGCACGGAGAUGAUCAUCACCAAGGCGGGCAGGAGGAUGUUCCCCAGCUACAAGGUAAAAGUCACAGGCAUGAACCCGAAGACCAAGUACAUCCUGCUGAUUGAUAUCGUCCCUGCAGAUGACCACCGCUACAAGUUCUGUGACAACAAAUGGAUGGUGGCAGGGAAGGCUGAGCCGGCCAUGCCAGGAAGGCUGUACGUCCACCCAGACUCUCCGGCCACAGGGGCCCACUGGAUGCGGCAGCUGGUCUCCUUCCAGAAGCUGAAGCUGACGAACAACCACCUGGACCCCUUCGGCCACAUCAUCCUCAACUCCAUGCACAAGUACCAGCCGCGGCUACAUAUCGUUAAGGCUGAUGAGAACAAUGCUUUUGGCUCCAAAAACACAGCCUUCUGCACCCAUGUGUUCCCAGAGACCUCCUUCAUCUCUGUGACCUCCUACCAGAAUCACAAGAUAACACAGCUGAAGAUUGAGAACAACCCUUUUGCCAAGGGAUUCCGGGGCAGUGAUGACAGCGACCUGCGUGUGGCCCGGCUACAGAGCAAAGAAUAUCCCGUGAUUUCCAAAAGCAUCAUGAGACAGAGGCUCGUCUCCACCCAGCUCUCGGCCAAACCCGAUGUCAGCCCCCUGCACGGUGCCCACCAGGCCCUCCAGCACUACCAGUAUGAAAAUGGGGCUCACAUGCAGUUUGCUGCGGCUGAGCCACAAGACCUUCCCCUCAACACCUUCCCAAGCCAGAGGGACUCGAGCCUCUUCUAUCAUUGCCUGAAAAGACGAGACAGUGCUCGCCACCUGGACUUACCCUGCAAGCGAUCCUAUCUGGAAGCUCCUUCUUCAGUGGGGGAGGAUCACUAUUUCCGCUCUCCCCCUCCCUAUGACCAACAGAUGCUGAGCCCAUCCUAUUGCAGUGAGGUGACCCCAAGAGAAGCCUGUAUGUACUCAGGUUCAGGGCCUGAGAUUGCCGGGGUGUCUGCAGUGGACGACUUGCCCCCAACCCCACUGAGCUGUAGCAUGUGGACUUCGGUCUCACCGUACACCAGCUACAGUGUUCAGACAAUGGAGACUGUGCCUUACCAGCCCUUCCCCACGCACUUCACUGCCACCACUAUGAUGCCUCGGCUGCCUGCCAUCUCUGCUCAGAGCUCCCAGCCACCAGGAAACACCCAUUUCAGUGUCUACAAUCAGCUCUCACAAUCUCAGGUCCGAGAGCGGGGGCCCACCGCCUCAUUUCCAAGAGAGCGUGGCCUCACUCCAGUGUGCGAGAGGAAACCGCCCUCUCCACACCUGAAUGCUGCCAAUGAAUUUCUCUACUCCCAAAGCUUCUCCUUAUCCCGGGAAUCUUCCUUACAGUAUCAUUCAGGAAUGGGAACAGUAGAGAACUGGACUGAUGGAUGACUUCCAUGUCUCCUGGACAGACAGGACCAUGUUAAUUCAGUAUUAACCUCUGUGGGUGGCCUGCACCACCAAGAAACCCUCACAGGAAGGUAUUUCCAAGGCUGUGUGUGUGUGUGUGUGCAUGCACAUGCACAUGUGUAUGUAUUUGGAGAGCACCUAUCUUUUGACAUACAACUGAGGCCGUGACAAGAAGAAAAAGUAAUUAUAAGGAAUUUUGGCUGCAGGAUCUAUAUCUGUUGUUUGUUGACAUCUCUCAGCAUGCCCCUGGGUGGAAUGGAGUGCAGGGUUCAUGUGAGUUAUAUUUAGGAGGUUUUUAUAAUACAAUCUUUGAUUCACUCAGGGGCCAGGUGGUGAAGUGUUUCCAUAGCAAAAGUUGGGGCAAACCCUCAUUAUUGGGGUGGGAGGGCUCUGUGCACACCUUAGAGUUCCUGGGCUUCUAUUUACAAGGGGAGCUGCACAUCUUGUUUUGGAAUGGAAUUUCCACUCCUUUGGUUUCUGGAGAUUCUGUGAGGCGACCUGAGAAGAGGGCUCAACCAGGCUUGAGAAAGCAUGCUCUGAGGGUAGAGCUGACUGCUCAGUUCAUGGCCUGGAAACUGAUCCCCAGAGCCUCGAGAUCUGAAGGAUGGCUUCAGAAAGGGUAAGGUCCUAAGUGCCACUUGAUGGGUAUUUUAAAAGUUUGUUUUUUGUCCCCCUGAAGUGUAGGGAAAAUGCAUUCAGUACCAUCUCUGUCACCAUUCAGGUUUUGUCGUAAAGUACAAAGCACCUCCACCUUGGUCCCCAACACACAAUUUCUCAGUGUCUCUCUCUGGUGUGCAAGACUUGGCCUCUCAGGUGCCAUCUGCAUCCUAUGAGUGGCAAUUAUGAAACAUGCCUCACCUGGCAGUGUCCACAGGAGACCAGAUUGGAACUGCUGCCAGGCAUCCCCAGAACGUGUUCUGCUUCCAGAAAAUCUGCGUUGCUGGAGCAAGAGAGCCCAACAGAAAUAAAAAAGAAAAUUGAGGAAACAUUCAUGUCUUCCAGUAAAUUCAGCCAGUAAGCUCAAAGGAGCAAAGAUGAAUUAUUCUCUAACAAGGCAGAUCUCAUAGUCUUCAGCCCAGUUCUUCAGCAUUGAACGUCACCAGACCAUCUGAGUGGCUGAUGUGAACUCUAUUAUCAAAUUUGGGAAAUCACUAAACUCUUUGCAUGCUGAAUAGCUAUUUAUAUAUUAUAUAAAUAAAUAAAUAAAAAUAAAUAUAUAUAUAUAUCUCUCACAAAUGCAGGCCACAUGUCAAAUUCAGCUUUGCUUUUUUACAAGUGAAUAAACUUAAGAAUGAGCAUUGCAGAGGUAUUUGGGGAGACAUCUAUUUAAAUUUUUAUUACACAUUUUGAUGUUGGUUAGAUAAAACAUACACACACAAAUACUACAGAUAAAGCUUUAUUAGAAACCACAUUAGCUAACAGGUGAUGUGGAAAUGCAAGUGUUUUGUUAUAUAGCAUGGACAUUUUUAUUUUACAUAUCGGAACAUAAAGACAUUUUACAACUGUGAAA
Molecule: messenger RNA, 3391 nt
Organism: Choloepus didactylus (southern two-toed sloth)
Lineage: Eukaryota; Metazoa; Chordata; Mammalia; Pilosa; Megalonychidae
Gene: TBX4
Product: T-box transcription factor 4
Exons: 9
Coding region: 133-1863 (576 amino acids)
Biological process (GO): cell fate specification; regulation of transcription by RNA polymerase II; angiogenesis
Cellular component (GO): nucleus
Molecular function (GO): RNA polymerase II cis-regulatory region sequence-specific DNA binding; DNA-binding transcription factor activity, RNA polymerase II-specific
Source: RefSeq, a predicted model, not a curated record